CUGACCGAAAUCAAUUUGACGACAAUGCAAGUUUACAAACAUUUGAAUGUGUUGAUAGCAUCAGAUUGGCGUGUAGGUCUGUAGGAAUUAAAAUCGCGACUCGAAAUAAUUGAUGGCCCACUUGGAGCAAGUUUCCAAACUGUCUGAGGUGCACCCCAAGCCCCCUGGUUUGGUUUUGCAGUAUGGCACGGCUGGUUUCAGGACCAACGCCAGCCGUCUGGAUCACGUCAUGUUCCGUAUGGGCCUGCUGGCCGCGUUGCGAGCCAAACAAACCAAAGCCGCCAUCGGCGUCAUGGUUACUGCCUCCCACAACCCCGAGGAAGACAACGGGGUGAAGCUGAUUGACCCCAUGGGCGAGAUGGUGACGCUCGCUUGGGAGGGCUACGCCACCCGGCUGGCCAAUGCGGAGCAGCAGGAGUUGCUUUCGGUGCUGGAGGACAUCCUGGAGAAAGAAGACAUCGACAAGAGCCAGGGGGCCUUAGUGUUUGUGGGCAAAGACACCAGGAGCAGCAGUGAAAGGCUGUCACAAGCAGUCCUGGAUGGCGUAUCGUCAUUGGGAGGACGCAGCAAAGACUACGGCUUGGUGACCACCCCGCAGCUUCACUACAUGGUUUGCUGUCACAACACGCACGGGCAAUACGGCGAGGCCACGGUGGAAGGAUACUACGGGAAACUCUGCCAGGCGUUUAUCGAGCUCACCAAAAAUACACCCAACCGUACUGACGACCAGAAGCACCUGACGGUGGACGGCGCCAAUGGCAUCGGCGCGCUGAAGCUGCGAGAGAUGGAGCGUCACCUCAAGAGAGAGCUGCAGAUUUCACUCUUCAACGAAGGUCACGGAAAGCUCAACCACCAGUGCGGGGCCGACUUUGUCAAAGUGCAGCAAAAGCCACCCACAGGGGUCAAGGUCCAAAGCGGCGAGCGCUGCUGCUCCUUUGACGGCGACGCCGACCGUAUCGUUUAUUACUACACCGACAGCGAGGACCGCUUCCACCUCCUAGACGGAGACAAGAUAGCAACGCUCAUCAGCACGUUCCUCAAAGAGCUGCUCAUGCAGGCUCGCUUAAAUUUAAAGAUAGCUGUGGUGCAAACGGCCUACGCUAACGGCAGCUCCACGCGCUACCUGGAGGACACAAUGAAGGUGAUUGUGAGGUGCACGAAGACGGGAGUGAAGCACCUCCAUCACGCGGCGCAGGAGUUUGACACCAGCGUUUACUUUGAGGCUAACGGCCACGGGACGGUGUUGUUCAGCCGUGCGGCCGAGGAAAAGAUCAGACAACUGGCCGAGGACGUCAACACCGAUGACACCAGGAAGAGAGCGGCCAUUCUUCUGCAGCACAUCAUCAACGUCACCAACCAGACGGUAGGCGACGCCAUUUCUGACAUGCUGCUGAUCGAGGCGAUCUUGGCCUUGAAGGGAAUGACGGUGCAGCAGUGGGACGCCAUCUACACCGACGUGCCCAACCGGCAACUGAAAGUCAAGGUGUCAGACCGCCGGGUGAUCGACACGACCGACGCUGAGAGACGUGCGGUGAGCCCGGCGGGCCUGCAGGACGCCAUCGACGCCUCCGUGGCAAAGUAUCGACACGCUCGUGCCUUCGUGAGGCCGUCCGGCACGGAGGACGUGGUCCGAGUUUACGCUGAAGCGGACACUCAGGAGAGCGCUGACUCCUUGGCACAUGAAGUAAGCCUUGCAGUGUAUCGCCUCGCUGGCGGGGUGGGAGAUGAACCAAAACCUUUGCACUAGAAAACUAUGCAGUCGUAAACAGAAACUUGAACUGGUGUUGCCGCAAUACCAAUGCAGUACCUCGAGACGGAAACGAUACUGUGAUGAAAACGUGAAAAAGGUAAAACACAAUAGAAUAAUAGCCGAUAGCUGAAUGACUUCAAAUUCUUUAUCCAUUUCGGAACCACAAGGCCGGCAGGCAUGUUGGAGCCUAUUACAUUUGUAUUAAUUCAGAAAAUCAUAAGGAUACUGUUGAUCAAAGAAAUACAGAUUGAACUUUUUUUUUUAUUUUUAAAACACUACUGAAGAUAUAAUAUAUCCAAAACAGGGGUAUGUUGAUAGGGUGUGGGGGGGUGGAAGGUGCUAUUGAUGCUAUGAUGACUGAUAAUACAGAGGAAAAAAAAUACUAUCUGCUCCCUAAUUCAGAGCUACAGACAAACCAUUAGAGGUGAACCAAUGAAUCACCUAUUUGAUUAUCAAAUAAAUCAUGAUUUUUGAUAAUCCAUGAAUCGUUUUCGGUACCAUUCUCAUUUUAAUAUUGAAAAUUCUGCUUCUCACCAGUAUAUUUUCCUCAAUAUCUACUCCUCAAUGAAAGCAGACUUUUCUUUGUAUUGAACAUUUGCGUUUACAUCAAUAAUCAACAUUUUUGCUGAUUUUCUGUCAUGUUAUGGACCAGACCAGAAACUGUCUCAUAAUUCAUCUGGUUGUGCACUUUCUGCGCUGUCGAUUUGAAAUGAUGCCUUGUUUUUUGAAGGAUGGGAAUUCAAACAUGCUUUUUUUUUUUAAAUACGGUUAAACAACAAAAUAAGUGAAGGAUAAAUUAACGAUGACAAUAUUUAGUUGCAGCCUUGCAAAAUCUCUUCAUUUAAUCAUGAUAAUAUAAUCCUGCAUCAGAUUUACUGAGCGCUUUUCUGUAACACACUCAAAGUGUGCAGUACUUCGCUAUACAAGCAGUGCCUCUUUGAACGAAAAUGAUCAGGAACAAGAAUGCUUUUAGUAAAAUAAUUCAUACACAUGAAAUGAAGUGUUUGAAAUGUGUUGUGACCAGGUCCGUCUUUUCAGAUUAAAAAAAAAAAGAAAAAAUCACGUUUACACCAGGCAGUUCUUGAAAUCACCUUGGACCAUUGCUGCACAAAGAAAUAAUGGGAUGAAUUGCAAAUUGUCAAACCUCAUUCUAUGUACUUGAUUUCUUUUUUUUAAUAAAUCAUUCACAUUUGGAAGAACA
This is a messenger RNA of Hippocampus comes (tiger tail seahorse), 2951 nucleotides long. RefSeq names its product phosphoglucomutase 3 (gene pgm3). The record is from RefSeq and is a predicted model, not a curated record. NCBI's taxonomy places the organism in Eukaryota, Metazoa, Chordata, Actinopteri, Syngnathiformes, Syngnathidae. The transcript has 13 exons. Gene Ontology annotation, molecular function: magnesium ion binding; phosphoacetylglucosamine mutase activity. Gene Ontology annotation, biological process: hemopoiesis; carbohydrate metabolic process; UDP-N-acetylglucosamine biosynthetic process. Bases 113 to 1747 code for a protein of 544 amino acids.